AUGGCGUAUAUGAGCAUGGGAGAAGCACACAGAAGAAUCACCGAAUAUCUAAACCGCUUUUCCGAGGCCGUUUCGUCCCAAGACGGCGCGUCCCUAACGCGCCUCCUCUCCGUCUCCUCCGAAUCCCCCUCUCUCCUCUCCCUGGCCGACGCAAUCAUUACCUUCCAGGAUGCUAAUAGACUGAUAAUGCAAUCUGAGAAGUACUCCCAGUAUGUGGAUAUUAUGGUCCCUCUAUUUCGUGCUUUGCAGAAUUAUCGACUUGGGAACCUGGUUGAUUCGUACCAGGCAUUCGAAAAAUCUGCCAAGUAA
Molecule: messenger RNA, 309 nt
Organism: Ilex paraguariensis (yerba mate)
Lineage: Eukaryota; Viridiplantae; Streptophyta; Magnoliopsida; Aquifoliales; Aquifoliaceae
Source: the annotation of a GenBank genome assembly